AUGCGACAGCGUAUCGAUCAUCUGGAAGAGCUUGUCAAAGGAUUGAUUAAUGAGCAGCAGCAGACACAAGAACAAGAGAGGACAGCUGUGAUUACGCCUCAAAGUCCCGAAGCAGAUUCAACAACAGAGCCAUCUGCUGCAAUCCGCAAUGGGCAAGAUGGUACCAGUGCUGGUCAAACAGUAAUAGAUGGCAAUCACUCGGUAUACAUGGGCGAUAAUGAUUGGUAUACCGUGCUUCAAGAGAUCAAUGAGCUCAAAAACACUUGGACGCAAGAGCAAGAGUCUCACAGCCAUGAUAGCCCAGAUGCCGAUCUGUCAUAUACGGUUGACGGAUCCAGUCUUUUGUUCAACCAGGUCAAACCUAUAGAGAGACUUGAGAUACUUGCGUCGCUCCCAACCAAGGCAGAGACUGACCGUAUGGUUGCCAACUUCUUUGAUCGCUCGAAUUUUCCGAUAAAUAUUCCUCCUAUUCUGCACGAGCCAACGUUUAUGCAAGAGUACAAUGAGCAUUGGAAAGACCCCACAAAGACGGGCUUCAUCUGGCUUGGUCUUCUAUUCUCUAUGCUUGGCAUCAACAUGCUUGCUUACGACCAGUAUGGAGAGCCUUCAGAGUACGAGGGCAUGGCAGAGUCCCUCUUUCAAUUGUACCGGAUGCGCACAGCACAAUGUCUGCUAAGCGGCGAUAUCGCCAAGUGCCUGCCAUAUACUGUGGAAACUUUGCGUUUCAAUGCAACUGCCGAGCUCAGCCGCAAGGAAGACAAUCGCCGUGGUCUCUGGAUCAUGACGGGCGUCAUCAUCCGCACUGCCAUCAACAUGGGCUACCAUAGGGAGCCCUCACGAUCUGCAGGCUUUUCGGUACUACAAGCAGAAUACCGGCGGCGCAUCUGGAGCUCAGUCAUGACCAUGGACGCCAUGUCGUCGUUUCUCGGAGGUUUUCCGCCUACGGCCACGGCGAUAUACUCUGACACGAGGGAGCCCAGCAAUCUGCACGACUGGGAGCUGUCGCCAGAAUCAACGGUGCUGCCACCAUCAAGGUCGCUAGAGGAAUCGACGUCGGCCACAUAUCUCAUUGUCAAAGGUCGACUGUGUCAAGCCCUAGGCCGUCUGGCUGAGUUCAAUAGUGCCGCCAGCCAGGGUUCGUAUGAAGUGGUGCUCGAGAUUGACCAGCUGUUGCAUGAUAGAUUUCAUGGCUUUCCCAGCUACCUAAUGACGGUACCUGUCCACAAGAAUAACAUGACCAGCAGCAAUCGCGCGGAUUUUUACCGAUUGAACCUCAUCAGCAUGUAUCACAAAGGCAUGUGUACUCUGCACAGGAAAUUCAUGGCAAAGGCGAGAGUCGAUGAACGUUUCAAGUUAUCCCAACAGCGGUGCAUCUCGUCAGCAUUGUCCCUGUUGGGUCUUCAGGAUAUCCUGAUGCCGGGCCUAUACGAGAUAUCACAGGUGAGGCAAAUGCUGACGCUGGCCGCCAUGAUCUUGAUACUAGAGCUAGAACUGAGGCAGAAAUUGCCCAAGGCCGAGGAAUCUCCCAGUAGCGAAGAUCUAUUCGAGGUGUUGGGGAGAUCAUGCCACUUUUGGGAAGCCGCCUCGACAAGUUGUGAUGAGGCAAACAAAUCUUAUCGUUUCCUCGUGGAUCUGCUGUCAAAGUCGCCUCACAACAUUGGCACUGCAUCUGGACCUUUGAAGACGAUGUCGACUCAACAGCAAGUCAAUACCUCAGGAUACACCCCUAGCUUCGAUACAAUCACUGAUGGUCUGUCUUUCGGGGAUGACUUGUCCAACAUAGAUUUUGAUUGGACAAUGUGGGAUACUUUCAUCGAGUACGGUCACGAUCAUGUUGGGCCUGGCUAG
Molecule: messenger RNA, 1848 nt
Organism: Pestalotiopsis fici W106-1
Lineage: Eukaryota; Fungi; Ascomycota; Sordariomycetes; Amphisphaeriales; Sporocadaceae
Exons: 5
Coding region: 1-1848 (615 amino acids)
Biological process (GO): DNA-templated transcription; regulation of transcription by RNA polymerase II
Cellular component (GO): nucleus
Molecular function (GO): RNA polymerase II cis-regulatory region sequence-specific DNA binding; zinc ion binding; DNA-binding transcription activator activity, RNA polymerase II-specific
Source: RefSeq, a predicted model, not a curated record